UUGUGCAGAGAGAGGGAAGGUGGUCUUCAGCAUCACCGGUUUACGACUCGCAUAGGUGUCCCUUUAGAGGAAAACUGACCAAGAGGAUUUUAAUUCGGACCCAGACUCGGGAACACCUGGCACCCUGUUCUACCUAAUCAGAGUAGAGGUCUAUUUCUCCGCGUUUUACUUUAGGAGGGCAUGAGAAAGUCGUGUUAGUGGAGGUGUAGAGGUGUUGAGGUUACCCCUUGUCACUUGUACCUGAGUUUGACUCGUGCCUGAUCUCAGGGUUCUUUCUCACAGCUGAGCGCGCGCGGGCUCGUGUCAGUAUGCGCAGUGGCGGUGUGUGGGUCUUGUUGCACUUUUGCGUGCUGCUGCGUGCAUCCGCGGCUCAAGCGUGUGCGCCGUGCCCGCAGCGCGCGUGCCCACCGGUCCCCGCACAGGGCUGUGAUGAAGGGCGCGUGCUGGCGCGGGACCCGUGCGGCUGCUGUGAUCAGUGCGCGCGACUCGAGAUGGAGCUGUGCGGCGGGGAGAACUGGCAGCUGGGAUACUGCGCCCUGGGGCUCACAUGCACCGCUCUCAACCACACCGGCGCAGUUACCGUUCCUCAUACAGGGGUCUGCAAAGGUGUCUCAGAUAUUCCAGACACUGGCAUGGAAGACGAGCGGUGCCCUCUAUCAAGUGGGUGUAACCUUGUGAGUGGGGAGUGCGUUUGUGAAUCCAAACACUCCUGCCUUAUCUCCUUCAGCUACCCAAAUCCAGAGGCAUGCGCCAAGAGCAAGGAGAUGGAAGCCAGACGGCAUGAGAGAGAGCACAAGAACAGGCAAAGGGAGAAGUUUGUGGGUCCCUCAAACCCAGCCUGUGUAUUCUCUGGCUGUAACCUGACCACCACAGGCUGUGAGUGUGCAUCCAAGAGCUGCCUCCCACAUUUCACCUAUGCCAACCGCAGCCAGUGCCAACUAGCCGCAGUGGAGCUGAAAUGUGCAGGGAUCACAUGCCCGACUCUGGCCGUGCCCGAGUGCCCUCUUGACUCUGUACUGACCCGCAGCUACACGCCCCCUGGAGGCUGUUGUCCCACAUUGUCUCCACAGUGCACCUGUGCUCAAUGCCCACUUCAGCCAGAAUGUCCCAGUGGCCACAAAGUUGUAAUCAUCAUUGAGGCCACUGGAGCACCAGGCAACUGCUGUCACUCGUACAAAUGUGAAAAAGUUUCCCCUAAGUGUGUGCACAAUGGGACCGAGUUUACUGAGGGUGAGGUGUACCGCAUGGACUCCUGCUGGCUGUGUCAGUGUCGUGGAGGCAUCUCGUUCUGCUCCAAGGCUGAGUGUGCUGAGCUGCAGUGUGAUAACUUUUAUAUCCCAGAAGGCGAAUGCUGCCCCGUCUGCACAGGUGUGGAGCUGUUAUCAGUUGACAGCACCAAGGCCAGUUGCUGGUUGAACCAUAAGCUCCGGCAGCAUGAGGAGCAGUGGAAGGAGGACGACUGCACUUUCUGCCAGUGUGUGGAUGGCGAGCCACACUGCACAGCCAUGGUCUGCAAACAGAGCUGCCAUAACCCUGUCAAGAUCCCUGGAGAGUGCUGCCCUUUCUGUGAGGAGCCUUCGUAUGAGACGGUGAGCCCAUUACUGUGUCCCCCACUUGAAAACUGCUCUCUGUCAGGACAUGACUGUCCUUUUGGCUUUCAGCAGGACCACAAUGGCUGUUUACUUUGCCAGUGUCUUGGCAAUGAAUCUUGCCCCAAACUCUCAAGCUAUUGCAACAUGCAGUGUCCCAUGGGAUAUGAGAAGGAUGACUAUGGUUGUGAAGUAUGUGAAUGCAGCACACCCUCUGAGUGUAGACCCCUGACCUGCAGAAAGACCUGCCCCUAUGGCUAUGUGAGAAAUAAACAUGGCUGUGAGAUGUGUCGCUGCAUUAAGUGUCCCCCCUUCACAUGUGACAAGCAGUGCAGUGAUGGCUAUAAGCAGAGCAGAAAAGGCUGCAACAUUUGCCUCUGCAAAGAGAGUGAGCGUGGUGUUAGCACUACCACUUCUCCUCCAGUGCACAACUACUGUUUGACUGCGAAUGGCCAGCAGUUUGAAGAGGGCGAGAGCUGGCAUGACGGCUGCAGGGACUGUUACUGCCAUGCUGGAAGGGAGAUGUGUGUCCUCAUCUCCUGCCCUGCACCCAGCUGCACAAAUCCUGUGCUCAGGCCACACCAGUGCUGUCCCAGUUGCGAGGAGGAAUUAGGCAGUGGUCGUCCUGAGGGAAUGGACAUGGUGGUUUGCCAAGCUCCUGGAGACCAGCUUUAUGUGGAAGGUGAUACCUGGAACCUGGAUGAAUGUACCCGCUGUACCUGUAGGAAGGGCCGAGUUCUAUGUGACACAGAAGUCUGUCCACCUGCCCUCUGUCAGACACCAACCAGGACCAAAGGGACCUGCUGCCACAUCUGCCAAGAGGACACACUCAGCUCCCUCCUUCCUGUCGAUAACAGCCAACAAGAAUAUUGUAUCUCCCGUGAUGGAGACAUCCUUUUGGCUGGUGAUUCAUGGAAACCAAACGCCUGCACUAGUUGCAUUUGCAACAAUGGGACCAUUCAGUGUUUCUCCCAGCGAUGUCUAGCUGCCAAAUGCAAAGUACCAGUGCUUCGUAAGGGACAGUGCUGUCCACAGUGUCUGGAUGUUACAACAACUACAGUGCCAGUGAUGUUUAUGACGACAAGCACACCUAAAAGCAAAGCCAGUGAUACCAUUGCAAUUACCGAAAGUGAAGUUUGGAUCACAGUGCAUACGGUGGUUCCUGUUACAGAUGGUAGAAGUCUGAAUGAGGAUGUCCCAACUGAGGUGGAAAUGUCUCUCAUCUACCAAUCAGUAGCCUGGAUUCUGGCUGCCCUCCUCAUGUCUAUAGUCAUAUUUUUUAUUGUGGCUCUUCUCAUUAACAAGAAGAAAAACUGUGUGCAGAUGUCAUGCUACGAUGCACCCAAAAAAACCGUGAUCCUAAAGAAGCAUGUGAACAAGAACUCGGUUGUGUAUACAGAGCCGUCCAAGGAGAACAAGCUCCAGAGCGUGAAAAACGACUGCAGCAUGACCUUCUCACCAAGUGCGAGUUCGCCCUAUGGGGAGCGGAUCAGCAUCCCACGGGCCAAGCUGAGCAACGGACAUGUGAGUGUCCAGCGUUAAGGCCUCCUGCUGGGACAACAGGAUAUUUCCUCUCAACUCUAUUGGUUUCAUACACAUCCAUGGGGCUCAGAGAGCAACUCGCACCACAUACCAAGAAUUCUUCUGCCUUCCAUUAAGAAGGAUCUUUGGUGUCCAGUGGAGGAAAGAAGUCUUGUGAAACCUUGCGUCUUACUUUAUUAUAUUGCCGUUUUUUCCCCUCCUAGCCCUUUUCUGGAGUGGUACAUUCUUCCCAUAGCUCUCAGGAGCAAUAGGAGAAGAAAGCAUACUUAUUUGGACAUGACGCCAUAACAGUCCACUCUGGAGAGAUGCUGGGAUUGAGUUUACGAAAACUUUAACUGAACUUUGUUCCAGACUUCUGCAUCAAAAUACAAUUCUAAUUUACAUAUUUGGAUCUAUCCUUUUUAAUGCUUUAUGCUAGAAGUUUACAACCAAGGUUUGAGUUUGCUCAGGCAAAACUUGACUAGGGUGUGUACAGUGACCCAAAAUGGAGGGCAGCUAAUUGGCGGAUUCCUUCAUGAACUUUGGCAGGGUAAAAAUAAACAGAAUGGAAAUUACUAUGACUAAACUAUAUUCAUGGGCUAUUUUAUUUGGAACACCUGCAUAAUACAGCUAUCCAGUGAGUCAGUGCAUAAAACGAUGCAGAUGCAGGUCAAAAGCGUCAGUUAAUGUUCAUAAUGAAUAUCAAAAUUUGGGGGGGUUGGAGUUUGGUAAGUGAUCUCAGUAACUUUGGCAUGGUCGUUGGGGCCAGUUGCACUAGUUUGAGUAUGUCAAAAACUGCUGAUCUGCAAUUUUGAUGAAGAUUGGCAAAAAUAUUGCCUGAUCUCCCCCCAUCUUCAUCUGUCAGUGAGCCUGUACCCACUGUAAUCUCAGAUUCCUCUUCUUUGCUGAAAGGAGUGGAACCCAGUGUGGUCAUCUGCUUUUGUAGCUCAUCCAGCUUGAACUUUGAUGUGUUGUGCACUUGGACAUACUUUUCUGCCUACCACAGUUUUAAAGAGUGGUUGAGUUACCAUCAGUUUCCUGUCAGCCUAAACAAGUCCGGCCAUUUCUCUCUGAUCUCUUUCAACAAGGAUUUUUUUUUAACCCACAGAACUGCCACCACCACUCUCUGGGUCCCCCCCAACCAUUCUGUGUAAAUGCUACUGUUUGGAAAUCCCAGGUGAUCAACAGUUUCUGAAACACUAAAACCAGCCUCCAUGGCCCCAACAACCAUCUCACAGUCAAAGAAAUUACAUUUUCCCCCAUUCUGAUGUUUGAUGUGAACAUUAAAAGUUACUGACUGCAAAGUCAUCUGAAAUUUAAAAUUUUUUUUUUAUUGCACAUGGCAUUUUACUAUGUCCCGCAAGAACAAUAUCAUGCAGACGGGAGGAGAUAAUUUUGAUGUGCUGAGGGUCACUUUCCUCCCUUUUGGGAUAGAAUAUCCUACCUCUUGAGGUAAACAGCAUGGCCCUAUGGAAAUAGUCGAAUGUGAGGAGCUUGAACUAAUAAGCAUAAUUAUGAAACUGGCUCACACCAAGAUGGUGCAAGACCUGACUUCGAAAGUUCUCAAAACUCCUAAUUAGACUCACCAAUCCAAGACGAGCGCUGCAAAUUCUUCAUCAGAUUUUGCUCCCGUUUCAUCCUUCUGUCGAUUCCAGAGGUCGAUCUGUCCCUUCACGGAAAUUCUUGCAAACAACCUUUUGGUUUCCAUCGCUUUUCUGGUGCGCUUUCUAGCAGAUUCAUUUUCAUAUGCUCCUUUUCUUUUCCGCUGGAGGGAGAGCCGAGUCUGCCAUGUUUGCCCAUGCCAACUUGUUUUGGCUAAAAAUAGGUCAAAAACACACCCCACGGUGGUCACGCGAUAUUGCUGCUCACUUGCUUCAGCAAGUUCCAGAAUCGUAAAAUGUGGGAUGCAUUUUAUCUCAGUAAAACAUUUACCGUACAUACAGGAUACAUGGUGCGUGCAGCAGUGAAACAUCUCAAAACUCCAACAGCUAUAGAAAUGGAAAUAUUUUUUUUCCCCCCAGAAUUCAAAGUUACGGUCAGAACCUUUAAUUGAAGUCAUGCAGAUGCAGGUCACGAGCUUUAUGCAUUGUGCUGCUGUGGCACGAUUGGAUAUUGGAGAAUUACAUGAAUUCAGCAGUGUACCAGUGCUCUUAAAAGUGGUGGGUGAACAAACAGCAGAAUCUGAAUCUGCAAGAGGAGGGGAAAUUCAGAAUCUCCGGUUUUUGACUAAUGAGAUUUUUUUUAAAUUAACCAAGUGUAUUCAUUGUAGUCUUAGUGACUUAUGAUUUCUGUUAUGGAUGUGUCAAUUAAGAACCUAGAGUACAAAUCCAUUGUAGUACAACCUUUGAAGGUUAGGAACCAUCUAAAAAGUAUAUCCUCAGCAUCUGGUGAGCCAAUAAUAAUAAUAAUAAUAAUGUGCUGUACACAUGGAUGAAAGAAUUUAUAAAGUCUAAAUUCUGAGUUCAUUCUCAGUGCACUCGUUGACUUCAAUAAUUGGUUGGCUUGAAAACGUUAUUAUUAUUAUUUUCCUUCCCCCCAUAGCCUACCAGAUAUAAUUAAAUAACUAGAUGAUAACUUUAACUUAGCUCUACUAUUUCUGUUUCAAUACUGAACUAAUUAUCAAAAUAAUUGUCCACAUAAUUGAUGCAGAACAGGCAGUGUGUAUUAGGCACAGUUGCUUACCAAAAAGUUGCAAAAUAUUCUAGGAAAGGCUGAUGCAUGGACAGGGAUUUGAUGUUUCUAUCAGGAUGGUAAGCUGCUUCAGUAAACAGUGUUUCUAUUUGGGUUUCAUUGCCAAGAGAAAAGCUCAAACUUGAGUGUGUUUCACAAUACUUUCACAGUACAAUUUGACUCAGUUUUUCUUGUUCAUUUUUUUCUCCCCCCCCCCCAUAAAGAGUGUUGCAAUGAGAGAGGGGAGGAAGCAUGGAAAAAAUUUGGGAGAAAAGCAAAGCAAGAACAAAUUUUGAUCAUUUUGAUAGCUGUUGGAUUAAAAUGAUAAUAGCCAUUCUAAGGUUGUAUUUCUUAAAUGUAAAAAGAUAGAUAAACCAUAGAUGAAGAGUACAUUAUUUAUUUUUUCAAACAGUUUAUUUAUUAAUACUGAACUAUAGUUUGAGUACCAAGAAAUUUGUGUUGGUUGGAUGUUGACAGAAACCAUAUUAGCCAAAGCUGCUGUACAUUUUUGAUAUCGUAAACCAUUUCCAUUUCUAUCUGCUUUUUGGAAAAGGAAUAAAUACAUUGUGUGAGCCCUGUGUCAAGUGUCUAGCUUCCAGCUGCUUUAUUACCCCAGCUAAAGUAAAUGCCACUUACUGAGGCAUGAAAUAUAGAGAUUUGUGUUGGUACAUUUCACACCAUUCUGCUUAUAUACACAUUCAAAAUAAGGAAGCUUUUUUUUUGUAAGG
Neoarius graeffei (lesser salmon catfish) is the source of this 6508-nucleotide messenger RNA. RefSeq names its product cysteine-rich motor neuron 1 protein-like. The coding region runs from base 309 to 3131 and encodes 940 amino acids. Lineage: Eukaryota; Metazoa; Chordata; Actinopteri; Siluriformes; Ariidae. The transcript has 15 exons. The record is from RefSeq and is a predicted model, not a curated record. Gene Ontology annotation, cellular component: extracellular region. Gene Ontology annotation, molecular function: protein binding; serine-type endopeptidase inhibitor activity.